AUGAGCUACGAGACGAGGUCAUUAGCGAAACUAAAAACCCUUCAGUUUCCGUGUGCGGUUCGAACAGCAAUGGAUGCCAGAACGGAUCAGAUCACGACAGGGAACUGCUAUGUAAUUUUGACCAAAGCCAAAAAGCAAAGGCUGAAUGAAUUGCAGGAGGCGGCAUAUAAAUUCAUGAGUGACAAUUUCUUGGAAAUAUUAAGAGAUCCAAAUGUUUACGGACGCCUGACUGGACACGAACGGGAUCUGAUCCUGAAAAAAAGAUUGGAAGGGCACACGACUUUAAUGGUGGCCGAAAUAAACGACGCUUACGAGCGGGUUGGAAGUAGACCUCCAAGCCGGGACAGCAGUCGUCCUCAGAGUCCGUUGUCCAUAGUGCCCUGCGAAGAAAAUCGUAUGAUACAUUAUUACAACGAGGCUACCAAAGACUGGAAAUCACUCACUCGGAUGCCGGACCAGAUCAACACGAAAGGCUGCGGCAUUUGCACCCUGUACAAUUAUUUAUUCGUGGCAGGUGGUAUAAUAAGCGACAAAGGUAAGCAGUCCGAUAAGGUUUUCUGCUAUAAUCCAUCCACGGAUAGAUGGAGCGAAAUAAGACCACUCAACCAGCCGCGAUCGCAGCUCAAACUAGUGUCCAUGGACGGAUCCAUGUACGCGAUAGGCGGGGAGUGUCUGUUCAGCGUGGAGAAAUACGACCCUCGUACGGACAGAUGGGCUCCGGUGGCUCCUUUACCAAAAGGGGCGUUUGCCGUGGCUCACGAAGCGACCACAUGCAACGGAGAGAUAUACGUGUCAGGGGGCUCUCUCUUUUACCGGCUGCUGAAAUACGACCCCAAGAGGGAUGAGUGGCAGGAAUGCGCCUAUAAUAAUAGCAGGAAGAAAUCGACGGACAUGGUGGCGUUUAAGAAUUACAUUUACAGGUUUGACAUUAACCGCGAUCGCGGCAUUAGCGUGUUCAGGUACAACACAGUGGUCAAAAUGUGGCACGAAGGCGCCACCCUGCGGGAGAGCGAGCCGCUGCCUUUCCGAUGCGCUCUCAUCGGUAACUGCGUCUACUGCGUGAACCGCUCCCAAACCCUGCAGUGUCUGCUGGAGGAGGACAACACCCGAUUCGGACAAGAUCCCCUGAAAGCCCCGCCAGGGACCAAGGGCGUCCUCCUGCCGUUUGUCCUAAUCUUGCCCGAAAAGUGAAGCAAAGGGAUUCGCACAGUUAUCUGGGUUAGCAUGAAGACGCAAGCGCAGAGACACAAGCUGAUUAAAUGAACCCAAGUAAUGUUAAGUGCAUUAUCUGUAUACAGUAUUAAGUUUGAAGUGCUUUAUUGCAGUUGACGAAACAGGCAAUGUCUUCCUUUGCAUGCUGGAAAGAAAAAUAUAAACACGUAUAUGCCUCUAAGCCUAUAUAAGUAUUUUUUUCCUCCGGGUCAGGUACAAAUUGAGAGCAGUCCCACAACAGCUGUUAUUUAGCAUUUUCUUGUUGAUCUUUAUGCCAUUUUGGAAAUGUCUUUAAAUACUGUGACAAGAAAAGUUUGCGGAGUGUUCAUACCAGAGCGUUAAAUGUGCUGUGCUGCAACGUAGAAAACGUGUCUGUGCAAGGCAGUACACAUCAUGGCAGUACACAUCAUGGCAGUACACAUUAAGGCAGUACACAUCAUGGCAGUACACAUUAAGGCAGUACACAUCAUGGCAGUACACAUUAAGGCAGUACACAUCAUGGCAGUACACGUUAAGAAAAGUACACAUCAUGGCAGUACACGUUAAGAAAAGCUGGUCUCCCUGUAUGUCAGCAUCUCUGAAACACCCAUUUUAAUGAUUUAGUAACCGCUCCUGAAAAUAAGCUGUAAUACAGAACAAAGCCUUAUUUUUUACUAUAACUGCAGCAAAACAAAAAAAAUGUUUUAAAUGUCUUCUUGUUUGUACGUUCUGUAUUGUAAUCUUAAGUGAUGUAACAUUUAAUGCCUUGUGACUAAAGAUGGGAAGAGGAAGUGAUGCAUUUUGCACAAUUUAAGAAAAACCGCAGAAUAUUUUGUGCAUCUCGGUGACCAGGACCAUGGUUCCUCUCAGCAAAGGAAUGUUAAUGUUGAAUGUAGACAAAUAGCAUUGUGUGCUUUUCAUUAAAACGACGGAAAAAAAAGCAGAGAAUCAGCUGAGGAGGUAUGUGCCAUGUUUUUCAGUAGGACACUUUUGCCUCACAAUGCUGUUCAGAGACUGUUUGAAAACUGUGACCAAAGGAAAAUGUCACUCUGGAGCUCGACACUGUGCAGCUGAGGUUCUCAGAGAUGCUGACUCACGCAAUGCCCUUCGUUUGAAAGGGUGCCAGUCCAGCCAUUAUGCUAGAUUCUCUGCACACCGUUUCUUUGUUUUUAAGCCAUAUCUUAAAAACGAGAUUAUGCAAUAUCUUGAGUAAUACCUUGAGGACAGUUGCUGAAAUUCACUGAUGCAACUGAUGACUGUUACUGUGGGACCACCUUUACAAAUGUCAUGGGGGUUGGGACAUGAUUUGCAUGCAUUUCACCACACUGCUGCGCUGCGUGUCGCCAUCAUUGUCAUCCAUACACCCCCGCUCUUUUUUGAACGUUCAUCCACGCCACUGACGCCCAAAGAUGGCCAUUUUAGAGUUUCAUCUGUUGCUUUUUUGCAUCAUCUUCAAGAGUGGUAGUUAAACCAAGUUAAUUUCCCAAUGCGUACUCAUCUUUGGCCAACUUGCAAAAUACAUUCCAGUGCCUGUCUUCACUCUGUGUCGUUUUGCGAAAGUUCAUUUAGUCAAACAGUCAGAAAAACACAUUUCAGCACAGUGUUCCUUCAUGGUAACCUCUCCAAUCCCUUUACAGAGCUGUUUGACUUCAUUGACACUUGCAGUCUGUCUGUGUUCACUUACUUUUAUUUUUAACAGCAUUAAACAUUAUUAAUUCCAAGGCAUUCUGUGGUGAUGUCACCUGGAAAACAGGCAGAAAACUUACCCCAGUGAUAUACACAUCUGUGCAUUGCCAUUUUCCUUGUUUUCUAGAGGCCUUUCUAUAUGGUUACUCAAGUCUGUGAUUUGCCAGUACCUUUGUCAUCAAAGCUGUCAGUUAAAUGCUGCAUUGCAACCUGCAUUCACUAAUGAAUCGAGGGGAGUCUGAAAGAGCCCGUUUACAUGGUUUGUCAGUGACACCGCUUUGCGAAUGGAGUCUGGACUCAGUAUUCACCUGUGGCUGAGCUGUUAGCUUAGCUGUCAGAGUGUAACACAAUCAACAGGAGUCACACACGUCCUGCUCGCUGCUGCUUCCUCUUUAAUAUGUAUCUUUGGGUUAAGAAAACUAGCAAAAUACUAUAAUGAGUGAAAACUUAAUAUUUUGGCUUCUGUCAUUAAGUUCUGUAGCACUUGUAUGAUUGAAAUAAAAAUGUAUAAUUUUGGCUGAGGCUAUGUUAGAGUGAUUGUACUUUAUUUGUAUGGCGAUGAUGGUUGAAACUAGACACAUUAAAGAAUAUCUCAGUUUAA
Paramormyrops kingsleyae is the source of this 3478-nucleotide messenger RNA. The record is from RefSeq and is a predicted model, not a curated record. Lineage: Eukaryota; Metazoa; Chordata; Actinopteri; Osteoglossiformes; Mormyridae.